Gastrolobium bilobum is the source of this 1381-nucleotide messenger RNA. RefSeq lists its product as uncharacterized. The record is from RefSeq and is a predicted model, not a curated record. The coding region runs from base 248 to 1177 and encodes 309 amino acids. The transcript is spliced from 3 exons. NCBI's taxonomy places the organism in Eukaryota, Viridiplantae, Streptophyta, Magnoliopsida, Fabales, Fabaceae.
UGUGUUUGUUACUUGUUGGAGGUUGCUUUUUAUUUUGCUAAUACAUGCAUAAAGUCUAUCCACCCUGCUUUCCAGUGGUCUAGGCUCAUGAAUUCAGGGGCACAAGUUCUAAAGAUUGUUGUCUAGUACCAGUGUCAAAGAUUUUCUGGGGUAUCAUUCAAUUCUCUAAUUUGGAUGCACUUGAAGUAUAUCAGGUGACAAGUAAGGUUUUUGUUGAAUACCCGGCUUUUUUCAUAUAUACUAAGUGAUGAUGCUGUCAACAAAAUCUGAAUCCGACAUAACUAGCUUAGCCCCAUCUUCACCUUCAAGAUCUCCAAAGCGCCCUGUGUACUAUGUACAGAGUCCUUCGAGGGACUCUCACGAUGGGGACAAGUCAUCUUCAAUGCAGGCCACUCCAAUAUCAAACAGCCCCAUGGAGUCACCUUCACACCCUUCUUUUGGGCGUCACUCCAGGAACUCAUCUGCUAGCAGGUUUUCUGGGAUUUUCAGGUCAUCUUCUGGAAGGAAAGGUAAUAGAAAGAGGAAUGAUAAGGGAUGGCCUGAGUGUGACGUGAUUCUUGAAGAAGGGUCUUAUCAUGAAUUUGAGGACAAGGCUUUCACUAGGCGCUUCCAAGCCUUGAUUGCUGUUCUUACUUUUGUGGUUGUCUUCUCUGUGUUUUGCUUGAUCAUAUGGGGUGCUAGCAGGCCUUACAAGGCAGAAGUUACUGUCAAGAGCUUGACAGUACAUAAUCUCUAUGUUGGAGAGGGUUCAGACUUCACUGGUGUCCCAACAAAGAUGCUGACAGUUAAUGGCACUUUACGCAUGAGCAUCUAUAACCCUGCUACAUUUUUUGGCAUCAAUGUAUACUCCAACCCCAUCAAUCUUGUCUUCUCAGACAUCACGGUUGCAACUGGUGAGCUGAAGAAAUACUAUCAGCCAAGAAAAAGUCACCGUAUUGUAUCAGUGAACCUGGAAGGUAAUAAGGUUCCUCUGUAUGGGGCUGGAUCCACCAUAACAGUAUCCCAAACUGGUGUUGAAGUUCCACUUAAAUUGAAGUUUGAAAUCCGUUCCCGAGGAAAUGUGGUGGGUAAACUGGUAAGGACGAAGCAUCAUAAGGAAAUCACUUGUCCCUUGGUCAUCAACUCUUCUGGAUCAAAACCAAUCAUGUUCAACAAGAAUUCAUGCACAUUCGACUGAUCCAUUUCCAUUUUAGGAGUUCAUCUGUCUUGAGAUUGUAACUUCAAAUUUGUAUAAUCUACAGUUUGUGAGUGUUUCCGAGUUUCAGGAAGUCCAUUUACAAGAGGAGCAAAAUGUGCACUUGGAAAAUCCUUCCUACAUAAACUUGUUACUCUUGUGAGCCUCAUGCAAAUAAAUGCUUGUAAAUUUGUACAUGCAUGCAUA